AAAAAUGAACAGAUUUUGCGUAUUGAACAGAAAUCGUCAAUCCUCACUUUGACAUAAAAAAUAAAAAAAAAUGUACUCUCGUUUAUAAGUGUAGAUUGGAUCGUUCCUCAAAUCCCAACAAAACCAUUUCACACACAGCCCUCUGGUUUUUCUCUCAAUCCCACCUUACAAUUCAAUCGUUUUCCCAACAAACCACCCAUCUUUUUGUUCAUCUCUGUAGCCUCUUCUUGCCCAUAUCAGCAAACCCUCAUCGAUCAAAUUUCAGUCCACAAGACAGAAACUCAAAAAAUCAGACGAUUUUGAUCAAACAGCGAAAUGGGUAUGUUGGUGUGAGGAAUCAAUUGGUUUUUUGCAUUCUCGGAAAGUUGGGAUUUUCAUGGGAGAUCUUCGAGAACUAAGCGUCGGCGUUUCGGAAGAGAGGCCGGUACCGUCGCCGUCCUCGUCGUUGAUCCCAAACCCAAAGUCAAUUGGGGCGGAACGGUGGGUCAGAGCAGAGGAAGCGACCCAGAAGAUUAUUUGUCAUGUUCAGCCCACUUGCGUGUCCGAGGAAAGGAGGAGAGGAGUCAUAGAUUAUGUUCAGAGGUUAAUUAGAAAUUAUCUCAGAUGCGAGGUCUUCCCAUUUGGAUCGGUACCUCUAAAAACUUAUCUUCCUGAUGGAGAUAUUGACUUGACUGCCUUUGGCGGUGCAAAUGUUGAGGAUGCUUUGGUGGACAGUGUGGUGUCUGUGCUUGAAGGAGAAGAUCAAAAUAGGGCUGCUGAGUUUAUAGUAAAGGACAUUCAACUUAUUCGGGCUGAGGUUAAGCUUGUUAAAUGCAUCGUCCAGAAUAUUGUCGUAGAUAUCUCUUUCAAUCAAUUAGGAGGGCUCUGUACACUAAGCUUUCUUGAGAAGGUUGAUCAGCUCAUUGGCAAAGAUCAUCUCUUUAAACGCAGUAUCAUACUUACUAAGGCUUGGUGCUAUUAUGAAAGUCGUAUUCUUGGUGCUCAUCAUGGCUUGAUUUCGACAUAUGCUUUGGAGACUUUGGUUCUAUAUAUCUUCAAUCUCUUCCACUCAACCCUGAAUGGUCCUUUAGCAGUUCUAUAUACAUUUUUGGACUAUUUUAGCAAGUUUGAUUGGGACAACUACUGCAUUUGCCUAACUGGUCCAGUCCGCGUAUCUUCAUUGCCAGCGGUUGUCGCUGAGACACCUGAUAACGGUGGGAAUGAUCUGUUUCUCAGUAAUGAUUUUCUUAGGGAUUGUGUGGACAUGUUCUCAGUUCCUUCAAGGGGAGUUGACAUAAACUCGCGAACAUUUCCUCCAAAGCACCUCAACAUAGUUGAUCCUCUAAAAAAAAACAACAACCUAGGCCGCAGUGUCAGCAAAGGAAACUUCUAUCGAAUACGAAGUGCUUUCACAUAUGGAGCUCGAAAACUUGGGCGAAUCCUUUUGCUGCCAGAUAAUAAAAUAACUGAUGAACUUCAUAAAUUUUUCUCAAACACUUUGGAUAGGCAUGGAAGCGGACAGAGGCCUGAUGUUCAAGAUCCUGUACCAAUGUCUGGUCACAAUGGUUUUGGUCCUGCAUUGUCAUUUUCAGAAACUGAAUCAUGUCAAGAAGAUAAGGCAAUUCCUGAAUUUAGACCCACUAAUUCAAUUGGUGUUACUGGAGAUUUUAAGUUGGAUACUGACUGGUCGUCCCAAAAUGGAGGUAAUAACAGUAAGGUAUCAGGGAUGGAGAUCAAAAUGACUAGAACCACAAGUGGCCAGGCAAAUGGACAGCAAAAGGGCUCUAAGGAAGUGGUUCACUCGACCUCAUUGUCGGAAGCUGAGGGUUCCGUACAUGGAACUGCUGUUUUGGGAUACCGUGUUUCUGGGGAUGCAGAGGACCUCGCUACCUCCAGAAUUAGGGGCCUUAACAUUUCCAAUGAUUCACUUAAAUCUGCCGCUCCAAGUGGUGAGGAGAGUAUUUCUAUGCUCGGAGCAGCACAUCAUGCACCUCACCUCUACUUCUCUGGCUCCAAAAUGGGCAAUGGAGAGAUGAAAUAUGGAGAUUCAGACCCAGAAGAGCUAGAAUACUCUGAUUCAACCGUAAACAAAUUUUCUUCUGGCCUGCUGCAAGCACAUGAUGAAAGAACCGGCAUUAGUGAUGGUUGUGACCAGGACAAGAACCAGUUGGUUGGUAAUCAUGAGGUCUUGACUUCUGUUAUACCAAAAGAUAUUUAUUCAGUCUCGACUGUGGCUGCUUGUUUGGAAGAUAUACACCCUGGUUACCGAUUCUCUGCAGGCACUGCUGGAGGCGAUGAAUAUCUGAACUCCUUGUCAGAUCUCACUGGGGAUUAUGAGAGUCACUUCAACAGUAUGCAAUAUGGUCGUUGGUUGUACGAGUCCACCUUCAAUUCGCCUACUUUACCCAUGCCUUCACCAAUGCCUUCACAGUUUCACGGCAAGAAUUCAUGGCAUACGAUCUGGAAUUCAUCACAGGUGAAGCGGAAUGGGUUUUCCCACACAAAUGCCAACGGUAUUAUCCCAAGACCAAUGUUGUACCCCAUGAAUACACUGUUAAUACCUGGUCCGGCCUUUGGCGUGGAAGAAAUGCCAAAACCAAGAGGAACAGGGACCUAUUUUCCGAACACGAACCGGCUUCCACACCAUAAGCCUUCCACACCGAGGGGAAGGAAUCAGGCACAAGUGAGGUCCCCUCGUAACAAUGGCCGGGCAGUGACACCCAUGGAGGCAAACUUGCUUGAGAGAAGCAACCAUGAAGUGCCACAAGCACAGUUCCGUGUUGAUCAAAGUGCCGGGAAGUCUGGGUCUUCUGAGAUCCACCAGUCUGUUUCCCUUGGUGCAAAGGUGCAUUCUAAUGUCAAUGGGCAUAUACCAUUGUUAGCACCCUUGUCAGAAAGCACCAGGCAACCAAACCCUGCCUCUUCACUUGCUCAAGCUUCCAGUCAAAGCCUUUUGAGUCCAGGCACCCAAAGGCCGAAACCAGUAUUGGUUAUGAAUCAGGAUAGGGUUACACUGCGGUCAUCAUACCAUCUGAAAGAUGAAGAUGAUUUCCCACCUUUGUCUGUCUGAAUGUAGUGGAAACGGAUGCUCUAUUUAUAUGGUGACAGAAAGUAUCAAUAAGGUAGAACAGUGUAUGCUAACAAACCAACCCAAGGAGCUUUUCUGCCUUAGUGGUUCCUUGCCAUUGCUUGGAGGGUUUGGAGUUCGUUUAUUUCGAUCAAGAGGCGUAACUCAAAAAGGCUUUUUGUACAUUCUACUAAUUAUUUUCCCCAUCUCAAAUCUUGGCAUUUUGGGUUUACAGUUCACAUUGAGUUGUUUAUGUAUAGAUGUCAUGGUUUUUGCCCAGGUUUGGUUUUCACAGUAGUACUUUAGUUUAGUUGUAAAACCAGAGGUACUGUUGCAGGUGUCAGAUGUAGUAACUUGUGACUGCAGAAUGUAUGUUCUUGCUGUAGCUGGAAUGGUAAAUUGUCUGGCUAUGUUGUUGCCCGUGAAGAAGUCAUUCCUGUGCAUUAUUGUUAUAA
Cornus florida is the source of this 3501-nucleotide messenger RNA. RefSeq lists its product as uncharacterized. The record is from RefSeq and is a predicted model, not a curated record. The transcript is spliced from 9 exons. NCBI's taxonomy places the organism in Eukaryota, Viridiplantae, Streptophyta, Magnoliopsida, Cornales, Cornaceae. Bases 377 to 3049 code for a protein of 890 amino acids.